AUGGCACUCUGGGCAGAUAAGAUCAUUGUUAAGAAGGCCAUAGGAACAUCUCCUUUUCAGUCGGUGUAUAGAUCUAAAGCAAGGAUGCCAAAAAAUAAUCUAUUGCAUGUGUAUAAGUUCAUCCAUGAAAAUGACCUGGAAAUGUUAGAUCCGUUGGAGGAAAGGAUGGAGAUGCUUGCAGAAUUAGAUGAAAGUAGAGAAGAUGCUCAUAGGAAGAACCUGAAGCUGCAAAAAAAAAAUGCUAUAGCUCAAGAUAAAGGCAAGCAUGGCAAAGUUGAAGCCUUGUGGUUGGGGCCAUUUGUUGUUACAGAGAAGAAUGGUGAGGAUUCAUACUUCCUCACAGAUAUGAAUGGUGAAAUGUAG
Cryptomeria japonica (Japanese cedar) is the source of this 363-nucleotide messenger RNA. RefSeq lists its product as uncharacterized. The record is from RefSeq and is a predicted model, not a curated record. The coding region runs from base 1 to 363 and encodes 120 amino acids. The transcript is spliced from 2 exons. Lineage: Eukaryota; Viridiplantae; Streptophyta; Pinopsida; Cupressales; Cupressaceae.